CAGCCUUGGCCGCACGCGCCGCGCCCGGGGCUUGCUUGGAGGGAGCGGGCUGCGUGUGCAGCCCAGUGGGGCGAGUCUGUCUUCGCCGCUGCCGCCGGGCUCCCGACGGUCUGGCUCCGCUCGUGCCGAACGCCCCACGCCGUCCGUCCCGUCCGCGCGGAGUCUCUGGUCAGAGCCAGCCCACCAACCAUGGGCGCCCAUCCGGGCAGAGUCCGAGUUGCUAGUCUCUCGCUGCUCCGGGUGCUACCGCUGCUGCUUCUGCUGCUGCCAGCGGCCAGCACCUCCGACGCUGAGCAUCGUUUGUUUGAGCGGCUGUUUGAAGAUUACAAUGAGAUCAUCCGGCCAGUGGCCAAUGUGUCUGACCCUGUCAUCAUCCAGUUUGAGGUGUCCAUGUCACAGCUGGUGAAAGUGGAUGAAGUAAACCAAAUCAUGGAGACCAACUUGUGGCUCAAGCAAAUCUGGAAUGACUACAAGCUGAAGUGGAACCCCUCCGACUAUGAUGGGGCAGAGUUCAUGCGUGUCCCCGCGCAGAAGAUCUGGAAGCCAGACAUUGUGCUGUAUAACAACGCUGUGGGGGACUUCCAGGUGGAUGACAAGACCAAAGCGUUACUCAAGUACACGGGGGAAGUGACCUGGAUCCCCCCGGCCAUCUUUAAGAGCUCGUGCAAAAUCGACGUGACCUACUUCCCAUUUGAUUACCAGAACUGCACCAUGAAGUUCGGCUCGUGGUCCUACGACAAGGCAAAAAUCGACCUGGUCCUGAUCGGCUCCUCCAUGAACCUCAAGGACUACUGGGAGAGCGGCGAGUGGGCCAUCAUCAAAGCCCCCGGCUACAAACACGACAUCAAGUACAACUGCUGCGAGGAGAUCUACCCAGACAUCACGUACUCGCUGUACAUCCGGCGCCUGCCUCUCUUCUACACCAUCAACCUCAUCAUCCCCUGCCUGCUCAUCUCCUUCCUGACCGUGCUUGUCUUCUACCUGCCCUCCGACUGCGGCGAGAAGGUGACCCUCUGCAUCUCGGUCCUCCUCUCCUUGACCGUGUUUCUCCUGGUGAUCACCGAGACCAUCCCGUCCACGUCACUGGUGAUCCCCCUGAUCGGCGAGUAUCUCCUGUUCACCAUGAUUUUUGUAACCCUGUCCAUCGUCAUCACUGUGUUCGUGCUCAACGUGCACUACAGGACCCCAACCACGCACACGAUGCCCACAUGGGUGAAGACUGUAUUCCUGGAGCUGCUCCCCAGGGUCAUGUUCAUGACCAGGCCAGUGAGCACCGAGGGUAACGCUCCGAAGCCCAGACCCUUCCAUAGCGCUGAGCUCUCAAACCUGAACUGCUUCAACCGUACCGAGUCCAAGGGCUGCAAGGAAGGCUACCCCUGUCAGGACGGGCUGUGUGGCUACUGCCACCACCGCCGGGUAAAAAUCUCAAAUUUCAGUGCCAACCUCACGAGGAGCUCCAGUUCUGAAUCUGUUGACGCCAUGCUGUCCCUCUCUGCGCUGUCGCCAGAAAUUAAAGAAGCUAUCCAAAGUGUCAGGUACAUUGCUGAAAAUAUGAAAGCGCAAAAUGAAGCCAAAGAGAUUCAAGACGAUUGGAAGUAUGUUGCCAUGGUGAUUGAUCGUAUUUUCCUGUGGGUUUUCAUCCUGGUGUGCAUUUUAGGGACAGCAGGAUUGUUUCUGCAACCCCUGAUGGCCAGGGAUGAUGCAUAAGCACUGAAGUGUGUGUUUGCCUGAGCUUACUUAUGUAUGUGUUGGGGGAAGGAGGCUCUUUUUAAUUGUAUUUUUUAUUGGGGUAAAAUACACUUAGCAUAAAGUUUAUCAUCUUAACCAUGCUUAAGUGCAUAGUUCAGUGCUAUUCAAUACAUUCACCUUGUUGUGUAACCAUGACCCCCAUCCAUCCCCGUAACUCUUUCAUCUUGUAAAACUGAAACUCUAGACCCAUUAAAGUAACUCACCAUUCUCCCCUCCCUACCAGCAACCACUAUUAUACUUUGUCUUUCUGAUUUUGAUGAUUCUAAGUACCACAUACAGGUGAGAUCAUACAGUAUUUGUCUUUAUGUGACUGGCCUAGUUCACUUUACAUAAUGUUCUCAAGGUUCAUCCAUGUUGUAACAUAUGGCGGAAUUUCCUUACUUUUUAAGGCUGAAUAAUAUUCCACUGUUAAGUAUAUACAUUUUCCUUAUCCAUUCAUCUGUUUUAGCUGUUGUGGAUAACAUUGCUAUGAACAUGGGUGUACAGAUAUCUCUGUGAUAACUUGCUUUCAAUUCUUUUGAGUAGAUACCCAAAAGUGCCAUUGCUCAAUCCUAUGGUAAUUCUGUUUUUAAUUUUUAAAAAAAACUCCAUACUGUUUUCCACAAUGGCUAUACCAUUUUACGUGCCCACCAACAAUGCACAAGGGUUCCAGUUUCUCUACUGGAAAACUUCAUCAUACUUAUUAUUUUCUGGUGUUUGGAUAACAGCAAAUCUAUUGGUUGUGAGGCAGUAUCUCAUUGUAGUUUUGAUUUGUAUCUAAUGAUUAGUGAUUUUGAGCAUCUUUUCAUGUGCUUAUUGGCCACGCAUAUCUCUUCUUUGGAAAAAUGUCCAUUCAAGAUCUUUGUGGUGUUCCCUGGUGACCUAGCUAUUAAGGACCCAGCGUUGUCACUGCCGUGGCUCAGGUUUGAUCCCUGGCCUAGAAACUUCCAUACAAAUAUCUGUUCCAAGGGCAAGACCAAAAACAAGAUCUUUGCUCAUUUUUGAAUUGGGUUGUUUGGUUUUGUUGUUGUUAAGUUUUAGGAGCUCUCUAUAUACUAUUAAUCCUUCAUCAGGUAUAUGAUUUGCAAAUAUUUUCUCCCAUUCUGUGCUUUGCCUUUUUACUGUUGAUAAUGUCUUUUGAUGCACAAAAUUUUUAAAUUUUCAUGAAGUCCAAUUUGUCUGUUUUUUUCUUUUGUUACCUGUGCUUCUCGUGUCCAAGAAAUCACUGCCAAAUCCAAUGUUAUAAUGCAUUUGUCCUGUUUUCCUCUAAGAGUUUUAUUGUUUUAGGUCUUAUAUUUUAGCUCUUAAUAGUAACACACUUCCUAUAAUCAAGCUACUGGCUUUGUUUUUGGCAUUUCAAGGUUUACUUAUUAACCAGUAGUCUUGAUUUUUGUUUAAAAAAAUGAUUCAUGCAAGAAAAAUGUCAAGAGUAUUAUAUGUAAAUGAAUAUUUAACCAACCUUUUGGGUAAGGAAAAGAAAUGUCAAAACAUAAUUCUUCUACAGUGAUAAGUAGCAUGCUGUGCUAUGGACCAUGUUAAAAUGAAAACUAUUUUUUUUUUCCUUUGGUGGUUGAGAUAUAAUGGAUGGUUUUCUUCUUUGGCCCAUAAUCUCCUUGAAGUUGUAUACUAUUUCAGCAAGAUCUCACUACUAUUAUUUCUUACCAUGCACCACUUCUUUUUUUGAAACUGCUUUUCAAGAGUCUAAAGGUCCAUGCCCCCACCGCAGAGGACCUCAAUUAUCUAUCUCACAUAAUUCUAAAUUUUUAUACUAUGAGAAAUUAUGGCUAGUCACACACUCAUUGUUUUUGUCUCUUUAGAGUCGCACCCAUAGCAUGUGGAAUCAGAGCUGCAGUUGCUGGCCUAUGCCACAACACACAGGUCCAAGCUGCAUCUCUACCUAUGCUGUGGCUUGCGGCAACACCAGAUCCUUAACCCACUGAGUGAGCCCAGGAAUUGAACCCACAUCCUCAUGGAUACUAGUCAAGUUCUUAACCCACUGAGCCACAAUGGGAACUCCACACAUUCAUUAUUAAUGAACCUUUAGAACAGAGUUUCUCAGAGUCUGAUAGCCUAGCGGGUUAAGGAUUCAGGGAUCCAGUGUUGUCACUGCUGUGGCACAGAUUCAAUGCCUGGCUUGGGAACUUCCAUAUGCUGUGCGCAUGGCCAGGAUAAACAGGGUUUCUCAACCUCAGCACUAUUAGCAUUUGGAGCCAGAUAACUCUGUGUCGGGGGGUAGGGUCUGUCCUAUGCAUUGAAAGAUCUUCAGCAGCACCUUGGCCACUAUCCGCUAGACACCUAUCCCCAUCGCUCACCAGGUGUGACAACCCAAAGUGUCUCCAAAGAUUGUUAAAUGUCCCCUCAGGGCAAGACCGCUCCUGGCUGAGAACCAUUGCUUUAGACAAGUUAUUAAGGAGUGAGUACCCUAUACUCCACUCUUUUUUUUUUUUUUUUUUUUUUUUUUUUUUUUUUGGCCAUGUCCCUGGCAUGUGGAAGUUCCUGGGCUAGGGACUGAACCUGCGCCACAGUAGCCAACUGAGCCACAGCAGUGACAACACCAGAUCCUUAACCUGCUGUGCCACCAGGGAACUCCUUCACUUCUGAAUCUGAAUAACCACUGGCAAGAGUUGAUGAUUUGCAUAGACCAUUGUACUCUUCUCGCUAGUCCUUAUGAUGUUUUUCCUGUGCAAAAAUAAAACUGACAAAAUUGCAA
This is a messenger RNA of Sus scrofa (pig), 4438 nucleotides long. RefSeq names its product cholinergic receptor nicotinic alpha 3 subunit (gene CHRNA3). NCBI's taxonomy places the organism in Eukaryota, Metazoa, Chordata, Mammalia, Artiodactyla, Suidae. Gene Ontology annotation, cellular component: postsynaptic membrane. Gene Ontology annotation, molecular function: acetylcholine-gated monoatomic cation-selective channel activity; transmembrane signaling receptor activity. Gene Ontology annotation, biological process: monoatomic ion transmembrane transport. The record is from RefSeq and is a predicted model, not a curated record.